AUGCAUUUUAAGGGUGUUUGUUGUAUUGACGAAUUCGACAAGAUGGAAAUACGCGAUCAAGUUGCCAUUCACGAGGCUAUGGAACAACAGACUAUCAGUAUAACGAAAGCCGGAGUCAAAGCCACACUCAACGCGAGAACUUCGAUCCUCGCUGCUGCCAAUCCAGUAGGUGGAAGAUACGACCGUUCCCGUUCACUCCGUCAAAAUAUCGGCAUGUCGGCACCCGUCAUGUCUCGAUUCGACCUCUUCUUCGUCCUUGUUGACGAAUGCAAUGACAUUGUAGACUACGCUAUUGCCCGUUCGAUCAUCGAUUUGCACAUGGGUCUUGAUGGUCCUUCCCUCGCUAAAUCAUACACCGCUGAUGAGAUCCGUCGCUAUAUUGCAUUUGCCCGCUGUUUUAAGCCCAAGAUUAGCGUUGAAGCAAUGCAGUGUAUGGUCGAGGAGUACAAGAAACUUCGUCAGCGUGACGCCUCAUCUGGUUCCAAAUCGGCGUGGCGCAUAACUGUGCGUCAGUUGGAGAGUCUAGUGCGUUUGUCCGAGGCCACCGCUCGUUUACACUGCGCAGACACUGUUAGUUUUACCUUACGUAUAUAA
Molecule: messenger RNA, 594 nt
Organism: Dibothriocephalus latus
Lineage: Eukaryota; Metazoa; Platyhelminthes; Cestoda; Diphyllobothriidea; Diphyllobothriidae
Source: the annotation of a GenBank genome assembly